AUGGAGAGCCAGAAAUCUUUCGAGAAGGCGCGCGACAGCCCAGUCGUAGUUCGCCAUACUCCCAAGAGGACACAACCAUCGCCAAUGAAGCUCGAAGUUGGCCAGGGCGCGUUCUACUUCUCAAUUGAACUGCCCCCCAACAAGAUCACGCCAAAGAAGAGCGGAACGACAAGCAAGAGCCAGACGCCAAAGGGAGAAGACACGCCCACGAGGACGAGGACGCCUAGCCCGUUGAAGAAGGCGAGCCCAACCAAAGAGAAUGCAGUGAGUACACCCACGCGCAGCCCGCUCAAGCGUGAUGAGACGGCCAAGCAGAGCCCUGCGAGGCCAUUGUUUGGUACGCCGACGCGGGCGAGGAUGCACAAGCAAGAUGCGGAUCCACGAACUCCUGUUCGGACAACGCCCAGUCCGCGAAAGAAUCACAGCACAGUGAAGCAGAGUCCUGCCAAGAUAGCUACUGUCACCCCGAAGAGAAAGGGCUUGCUCAAGACACCUGGAAGUAAUCGACCCGGAAGUCCCAUCAAGCGCUCGAUUGAACAAGACGACUCACCCGUAGAUCCACUCAAGACAUCUGCACGACUCGCGAGGGAACUCUUAUCAGGGCCAGGGGAGACACUCCAAAUGCCACCCGAACGUCUUGCGGACCUGAGAGACGAGCACGCUCCAGCAAACUUGGUCGCGACUGCCACCGACCCGACCCCGCAUCAUGAAUCCACGAGGCAGGCGCCACCAGCGAACAAGUGCCCAGAAAACAUCGGACACCUCAUGGCAAGCCUUAUCAGCAACACUACUAGCACGCGUGACUGGUCAACCGCCUACAACAACGACAUGAUCUCCCCGAUACCGACGCCAUUACGCAAGGCCUCUGAGAAGCUCAAGCUGGGAGAGUCGCCUUCUUUCCUGCGGAUGUCCGCCAAUGGUACGACCACGAUGACCAAUGCAGGCCCUGCUUCCGAUGUCAGCAAGAGAGGGUCUUUGAAUCUACAAGAACCUGCGUCAGUCGACCCGGGACAGGACAAGAGUAACCAGAUUGAGUCGUCGGCUUCUGGAUCAACCGAGGCAGCUCUUCCCUCUUCCAUUACCACAGAUCAUACUGCGGAUGUGUCAAGCGAACCGCGACCUGCUCUUCCGUUACGUGCAGCCAGUCUGGGGUCUUUCAACACCCUGAACGCGACUCGUGAGGUACCAGCCCCACCACAUCGCCCGCUUCUAUUCCCAAAGCGAGGGUCGGAGACCCUUCAGAAAGAGCCGUCGCAGCAAGAACACCAAGUCAGGUGGCAAGAUAUGGAGACUGCUUCUUUAAAGCCCCUGCCUGCAAGCCAUCAGAGGCGGGUGGGGACUGAUCCAAGCGUACUUUUGAAGAUGCAAAAGGAUAUGGCCAAUCUGGAAGCGACGAUGCGCCGCUCGGCAGGCGUUGUCGACCCAGCGUUUUGCGGCCCGCUCAAUCUGAACGAGCUCCCUGCAAUGUCGAACGACUACUUCGUUAGAGGCCAGCAAGAUAUCAGAAGCCCAGGUGUUGUUGGUACACCAAAAACCCUCAGUAGAGCCAACUCCGACAACCCAUCGAUUGCGACCGUACAAGCGAAUGGAGUAAGAGGUACUAGCAACUCACUAGCAUCGUUGAAGGUCUCCGGCACUCCAGGUAUACCACGAUUGAAAUCUAGUGCUCCUACCUCAGCACAAGCAACGAGAGACCGUCUUCUUGCAGCUAAGAAGGAGAACACUCAGCGUACGGGUACGACUAAGACUGCGGUUCCCGAAAGAUCCCGCCCUCGAUCAAAGACCACAGUAUCAGCAACAAGCAAGUCGGGUGCGGUCACUAUCACACCUCGCAAGACCCCAGCGACUCCGGCCAAACCCGUGGCACCUCCAAGCACAACAACACUCAGCUCUCCACACAGCCGCAUACCAUCAGUGAACGCCGCCAAGCCCAGGAUGCGAACACAGUCUGUUCCUCAAGCUGGAUCGAAGCCGCUUGCCAGUGCCUCAGGCCAUAGUAAAGCUGUCGCAGCAUUGAAAGAGCGUUUACCGAACGUACCAACUGCUCCGGUCAACACUAGACCUGUUCCGAUCCGCAAGCCUGUGGUCCCCUCCACUACAGUCACUCAAGUCCCUUCGGCGGGUCCGCGACCGUAUGAACAAGAGUUCGCUAGCGCGGGAGAUAUUGCUGAUCGACUCGCUGGUUGGCACGACGAGGAUCGGAAGAAAGCGCAGAUCAAUCGUCCUACGGUCACAGCCAAGAACACACCAGCGAAGAUACAGGCAGGAGGCCAGGUGAACGAGUCCACUACACCAGACGGCUCACCUGCGAAGAUCCUCACACCCGCCAAGGUACCCGCAUCAACUAGAACUCCAAAAGCCCUCCCUCCUGCCAAAGACGUCAAGCCACGACCACUAUCCAACAAGCCAAGUGCCCCAUCAACGCCCAGAUCUAAGCCUAGCGCGCCGGCUCCCAAUACGCCAGCCCCAAAGACUCCAGGUCCAGCGCUUCGCAACGCCGCUGCCGUCAACAACAACCUCCGCCAACCCAUAACCGCGGCCAAGACCCCAGUGAACCGCCGCAUACCCGUCCUCGACCGCAACGCGACGCGCACACCGAGCAAAGCCAUCGUGAGUAGUCUGGAUCAAGCGAUCGAUAGGAAGAUUGCAGAGGACGCGAGACGUGGGAUGGAGUUUACGCCUGGUGGGAAUCGGCUGAGGGAUUUGCUGGAUGCCAAGUCGAUGAAUGGGGGUGUUGUGCAGGUUUUGGAGGAGGAGGAGGUGGUGUAA
Alternaria metachromatica is the source of this 2769-nucleotide messenger RNA. RefSeq lists its product as uncharacterized. The transcript has a single exon. NCBI's taxonomy places the organism in Eukaryota, Fungi, Ascomycota, Dothideomycetes, Pleosporales, Pleosporaceae. The record is from RefSeq and is a predicted model, not a curated record. Bases 1 to 2769 code for a protein of 922 amino acids.